Meloidogyne enterolobii is the source of this 1409-nucleotide messenger RNA. The record is from the annotation of a GenBank genome assembly. NCBI's taxonomy places the organism in Eukaryota, Metazoa, Nematoda, Chromadorea, Rhabditida, Meloidogynidae.
UUUUAUUCUAAUUUAUUUGAAAAAUGUCAAAUUCUGAUACUGUUGAGUGUUUAUUCUCGGAAGCUUAUGCACUUAUCGAACAAGGAUUGUGCUACGAUGAAGUUAAUGAUAAGCAAAACGCCUUGCUAAUGUACCAGAAAGGCUUGGAUUUGUCUCAACAAGCAUUUGAACUGGAAAAAGGGUCAAAUUCUGAGAAGAAAGAGAACUUGUCAAAAACCUCCCAAGGCCUAUCAAGAGUUAAAGAAUUGGUUGAAAAUCGAAUUGAAGAAAUAAAAAAUACAAAAAACGAAGAGAUCUCAAAAGAAAAAAUUUCAGAAAUUAGAGGGAAUUUGAAUACAACAUUUGAACCAAAUGCUCAAUUGUAUUACUGGUUGCCUGAUGGUGUACAAUUGGUUAUUAUUGAGGGUGACAAGACAAACGCUCCAACCCCUCCAUCUUCACUCGCCAUAUUUGUUGAACUCAAACAAGACGAAACUUGUUCAAAAAAUGCUCCUUUACCCCCAGCAUUUAUUCAAGUUGGAACAUGGGUAUAUCCUUUACGUGGACCUCAACUUACUACUGUUAUGAAAAAUGAAUUGGGAAUUUAUGUCCUUCCAAACCCAACAAGAGAACACCCACAAAUGUUUGUUGGAAUCAUUUUACCUCGCGACAUUGCUCCUCAACUUGAAAAAGAAUUUGUUUAUGCCCUAAACCAAUUUUCAACAAUUAAAGAAAGCCAAGUGAUUUCAAAUAUGUCUCAAGAACAAAAACAACGAACCUCUGAAAGAAUUGCAAAAUUUUUGAUUGAUGUGGGGGAUAAGCUAGCUGUUGGGGCUACUAGUGCUGCUACAAAAACUGGAAAGUAUAUGGCUGAUAAAGGAGAAGAAUAUAGAGCUAACUUGGAACCAACAGACCAACCAACAAAUAUUCAUCCAUUAAUUCAAAAUGGGGUUGUAAUUUUACAUAAAGGAAGUAAAGUUGUUGCCAAAGUUACUCGUUUUGUUCUCGAUAAAAUUGGAGAUGUUGGCGUUGCUAUAGGCCAAAAAGUGGCAGAUGGUUUAAGUGGAGAUGGGACUGGAGGAAGGGCUUUUAGGUCAACUGCUACUGUUGUUGGGGGAGGAAUUACAGCAUUCUCAACAAUUUGGAUUUCACUGGAAGAAGCGUCCAAAACUCUAAUUAGAUGUAUUUCUGAUGAAACUGUUCAAACUGUUAAUUUACGUUAUGGCCCAGAAGCUUCUCAAACAACUCAUCACGCUUUACACGCCUUGGGACACACGACACUUGCCAGUUUUCAAAUUUAUGAAUUUGGUCCUCGUUCAAUAGCUGGAAGGAUGGCUAGAAAAGCUGGCUUACAAAUUGUACAGGGCUUUGGAACACAGACUGAAACCAAAGCAAGUGUUACUCAAAUUGUGACAAAAGAAAAGAGUUGA